GGCUUGGCCACUGAACCUCAUAUCGGUUUGGGUUCAAAAAUAAUAGCUAGUGAACCAAACCGGGUAUGGGCUUCCGAUAACGGUACUUUUACAAUGGGGUUUACUCGGUUAAAAUCAACCAACCGGUUCUUACUGAGCAUUUGGUUUGCAAAACUUCCUGGUGAUCCCGCCAUCGUUUGGUCUCCCAAUAGAAACUCCCCAGUCUCAAAAGAAGCCGUCUUGGAGCUAGAAGCCACCGGAAACCUCGUACUCUCAGACCAAACCACCAUCGUCUGGACCUCAAACACCUCAAACCACGGCGUCAAAUCGGCGGUUAUGUCCGAAUCCGGCAAUUUCCUCCUCCUUGGAACCGAAGUUACCGCCGCUCAGGCCAUUUGGCAGAGCUUUUCGCAACCUGCCGACACUCUCCUACCAAACCAACAGUUAACCGUUUCUCUAGAAUUGACCUCUAAUCCUUCUCCGUCGCGUCACGGCCAUUACUCCCUGAAAAUGCUGCAGCAACACACUUCGCUUAGCCUCGGUCUAACCUACAACAUCAAUCUUGACCCUCACGCAAACUACUCCUACUGGUCCGGACCAGAGAUUUCGAAUGUUACCGGAGAUGUUACCGCCAUUCUUGACGAUACCGGAAGCUUCAAGAUUGUUUACGGAGAAUCCUCUACAGGAGCAGUGUACGUCUACAAGAAUCCGGCAGACGAAAACCGGAACUAUAACAAUAGUAGUAAUUCCCGGUUAACGAGAAAACCGAUUCUGCGGAGAUUGGUACUAGAGGACAACGGUAAUCUCCGGUUGUACCAAUGGGACAACGACAUGAACGGUUCAAGCCAAUGGGUACCGGAAUGGGCAGCUGUAUCAAACCCGUGUGACAUAGCCGGGACUUGCGGUAACGGAGUAUGCAAUUUGGACCGAACCAAGAAACACGCCGAUUGUUUCUGUUUGCCCGGUUCGGUUAAGCUUCCUGAUCAAGAAAACGCUAAACUCUGUUCAGACAACUCAUCUUUGGUCCAAGAAUGUGAGAGCAACAUCAAUCGUAACGGUACGUUUAAGAUCUCGACGGUCCAAGAGACCAACUACUAUUUCUCAGAACGUUCUGUUAUCGAGAAUUACAGUGAUAUCGGGAACGUGAGGAAGUGCGGUGAUAUGUGUUUGUCGAAUUGCAAAUGUGUGGCUUCGGUUUAUGGUUUAGAUGAUGAGAAGCCUUAUUGUUGGAUUCUAAAGAGUUUGAAUUUUGGCGGUUUUCGAGAUCCUGGUUCGACCCUUUUCGUGAAGACUAGAGCCAAUGAGUCAUAUCCCUCGAAUUCGAAUCAUCAUGGUAAUGAUUCUAAGUCGCAUGGGAGCCACGGAUUGAGACAAAAGGUUCUGGUGAUUCCUAUAGUUGUGGGGAUGCUUGUGCUUGUGGCACUACUUGGGAUGUUGCUAUACUAUAACGUAGAUAGAAAAAGAACACUAAAGAAAGCUGCAAAGAACUCGCUGAUCCUCUGUGACUCCCCUGUGAGUUUCACUUACCGCGAUCUUCAGAACUCUACUAACAAUUUCUCUCAACUUCUUGGAUCAGGUGGAUUUGGAACAGUAUACAAAGGAAUAAUAGCGGGUGAAACGCUGGUCGCGGUAAAGAGAUUAGACAGAGUAUUAUCACACGGCGAGAGAGAGUUCAUCACUGAAGUCAACACCAUUGGUUCAAUGCAUCACAUGAACCUCGUUCGCUUGUGCGGUUACUGCUCCGAAGACUCACACCGGCUUCUAGUUUAUGAGUACAUGAUUAAUGGUUCGUUAGACAAAUGGAUAUUCUCUUCUUCGGAUCGGACUGCGAGGCUGCUUGAUUGGCAAACACGUUUUGAGAUAGCGGUGGCGACUGCUCAGGGGAUCGCAUAUUUUCAUGAACAGUGUCGGAACAGGAUUAUUCACUGCGAUAUUAAACCUGAAAACAUUUUGUUGGAUGAAAAUUUUUGUCCUAAGGUAUCGGAUUUCGGGUUGGCAAAGAUGAUGGGAAGAGAGCAUUCGCAAGUGGUUACGAUGAUAAGAGGGACGAGAGGGUAUUUAGCGCCAGAAUGGGUGAGUAAUCGCCCCAUCACAGUGAAGGCUGAUGUGUAUAGCUAUGGAAUGCUUCUUCUUGAGAUCGUUGGUGGUAGGAGAAAUCUUGAUAUGUCCUUUGACGCUGAGGAUUUUUUUUACCCUGGAUGGGCUUACAAGGAACUAACGAACGGGACGGCCUUGAAAGUUGUGGAUAGAAGGCUUCAAGGAGUAGCAGAGGAAGAAGAAGUAGUAAAAGCCCUUAAAGUGGCUUUUUGGUGCAUACAAGACGAAGUAUCUGUGAGGCCGUCGAUGGGAGAGGUGGUGAAGCUUCUAGAAGGUUCUUCGGACGAGAUAAACCUGCCGCCAAUGCCGCAGACGAUUCUAGAACUUAUAGAGGAAGGACUGGAGGAUGUGUAUAGAGCGAUGAGGAGAGAGAUUAAUAAUCAGCUUAGCUCUUUCACUGUUAAUACCAUCACAACCUCUCGGAGUUAUCUUUCCUCCUCUCGGUCUCAUGCUACUUGUAGUUACUCUUCAAUGUCUCCUAGGUAGUUUUGUUUUUUUAAUAGUUUGGGAUCAUUUCUCCUUUUCUA
Messenger RNA from Eutrema salsugineum, 2603 nucleotides. RefSeq names its product G-type lectin S-receptor-like serine/threonine-protein kinase At5g24080. Gene Ontology annotation, biological process: recognition of pollen; protein phosphorylation. The transcript is spliced from 5 exons. Lineage: Eukaryota; Viridiplantae; Streptophyta; Magnoliopsida; Brassicales; Brassicaceae. Gene Ontology annotation, molecular function: ATP binding; protein serine/threonine kinase activity. The record is from RefSeq and is a predicted model, not a curated record. The coding region runs from base 94 to 2562 and encodes 822 amino acids.